Musa acuminata AAA Group (dessert banana) is the source of this 4132-nucleotide messenger RNA. Its product is annotated as beta-galactosidase 15-like. Gene Ontology annotation, molecular function: beta-galactosidase activity; carbohydrate binding. Gene Ontology annotation, biological process: carbohydrate metabolic process. The transcript has 17 exons. The record is from RefSeq and is a predicted model, not a curated record. Bases 1812 to 4010 code for a protein of 732 amino acids. Gene Ontology annotation, cellular component: cell wall; vacuole. NCBI's taxonomy places the organism in Eukaryota, Viridiplantae, Streptophyta, Magnoliopsida, Zingiberales, Musaceae.
GGGUUGGGGCCUAUAAAUACCCCACCCAUUCAGCACUGAAAAGAUACAGACCCACACCGAAAUCUUGAUCUUUUCUGUGAUUCUAAGAGCUCAAAAGUGUUGUAAAGCCUUUAAGUCUCCUCCUUCUGUUCUUCAAGUUUUCAGUUGUAAAGUGAGGAGAGAAAGGUCUGUAAAGGUUGUCUCCUGAGCCUGUUAAAAGGAGAGAAACUGUAAAAGGGCAGUUUGGCCUUCGCCCAUUGAAGGAAGGCCUCUAGUUGACGUCGGCAACCUCGUCGGUGGAGGAAGCCAAAAGUGGAGUAGGUCAAGGCUGACCGAACCACUCUAAAUCUCUGGUUUGCGUUUAUUUUUGAGCACUUUAUCAUUACUGCAAACCUCCUCCAUUACUACUGCUCUCUGCGCUUUCACGAACAAGUUCUAAGUGCUGUUCUUCCGAAUCUGCAUUCAGACGUAAAUUCGUAUUUUCGUACAUUACAGUUUACGUUUACGUUUGAUUCUGCAGAACUGUCUUCCGUGCUUUUACGAAAGAGUUUCCUUGCAGUUUACACUUACAUUUUGAUCCUAUUGAUAACUGCAAACUGUCCUCUACAAUUUUACGAACGAGUUUCAACAUUUAGACGUAAAACUGCAUUUAGACGUAAAUCGGCUUUCCUCUCACAAUCAUCAGUUCUCAGUUCACGUUUACGUCUUGAUUUCAACUGCAUACUGCCUUCUGCGAGUAUACAAACGAGUUUCAGAGUUUAGACGUAAAUCUGCGUUUAGACGUAAAACUGCGUUUAGACGUAAAUCUGCGUUUAGACGUAAAACUGCGUUUAGACGUAAAACUGCGUUUAGACGUAAAUCUGAGCUUAGACGCAAUCUGCGCUUAGACGCAAACUGCACUUAGAUACAAACUGAGAAUUAGCCUUUGCAUCAUAAUAGUUUUUUUUUUAUUGAACGAACGCAGCUUUUGGUUUUUAAUCGCUGUAAGAUUUCCGCUGCACUAAUUCACCCCCCCCUCUUAGUGCUCUCGAUCCUAACACUUUGAACAUGAAAAGUCAGCAAAGAUUGAAGCAAACUAUGCAGCCGAUUCAGUUGAAAUUGAAGGAUCACUUCAUGAAGCUGAACAUAUGGGGAAGUGAUGUAAUCAUAAGGGCCCAAAAAGCACCAUAUCUGCUAGUUGAAGUUUUUUUUUUUUUGUGUGUUUUUAUUCAUCCCUAUUUCUUGGCUAUUUUUGUCUUCUCUAAAGGUUUUCAUUUGAUAUGUCAUAUCAGGAUGUUGCUCAUGAAGCCAUCAUCUUGCAACUAAAUGUAUCUUUACAAAAUUUGAUACGGUUUAGUAUGGAUUUGGUGGUUAAAUAUGGAAGACUAAAAUUCAGCCUGUCUUGUGGCUCAUACAACAAGUACUGAUAUAUGAAGUGAUGAGAACUAUGACUAUGAUUGAGAGAUGGGGAUGGUAGCAACUGAAGACUUUGCUAAAAUAUGCUCAUCUUUUUCAGUGCCCAUAUAUAGUUAUAGCAGGAGAGAGCACAAAUUAUAUUGUUGAAUUAUCUUUUGUUAAUGUAAGGCAGGUACUUUUAACUUGAUGCAAUUCUGGGACGUUAUCUGAGUUAUAAUUUUUGCUUUUUACAUGUUUGCACAUUUUAUAGUAUCAGUCUGGUCCUUCAUUCUUUUCGAUGCUCAAGUCCCACAACAAUUGUAACUCUGGCAGGGAUAAUCACAGCUUGAAUAUUGUUAUCUGGUUAAUUCUUAAUUCCCACUGUAGGUUUCCCUGUUUGGUUACGUGACAUUCCUGGCAUUGUAUUUCGAACAAAAAAUAAACCAUUUGAGGAUGAGAUGCAGAAAUUUGUCAAGAAGAUUGUUGAUAUGAUGAAACAGGAAAAUCUUUUCUCAUGGCAAGGUGGUCCAAUCAUCUUAUUGCAGAUUGAGAAUGAAUAUGGAAAUAUUGAAGGGCAGUAUGGUCAAGGUGGCAAAGAGUAUGUUAAAUGGGCUGCUGACAUGGCACUUACCCUUGAUGCUGGCGUACCAUGGGUUAUGUGCAGGCAAAGUGAUGCUCCUGAAACUAUUAUCGAUUCCUGCAAUGCAUUUUAUUGCGAUGGUUUUAGGCCAAACUCUUACAGGAAGCCAGCUCUUUGGACUGAGGACUGGAAUGGAUGGUAUGCUUCUUGGGGUGGAAGGGUGCCUCAUAGACCUGUUGAAGACAAUGCUUUUGCUGUUGCUCGUUUUUUCCAAAGGGGGGGAAGCUUUCACAACUACUACAUGUUUUUUGGUGGAACAAAUUUUGGUCGGACAGCUGGUGGUCCCUUACAAACAACUAGUUAUGAUUAUGAUGCUCCGGUUGACGAAUAUGGCCUUUUGGCUCAGCCUAAGUGGGGACAUCUGAAGGAUUUGCAUGCAGCUAUUAAGCUUUGUGAACCAGCUCUUGUUGCCGUUGAUGAUGCACCACAAUAUGUAAAAUUGGGUUCAAUGCAAGAAGCACAUAUAUAUUCCAGUGGUUUUGUAGACACAAGAAAAAGUCUUCCACAGAAUGUGAGCAUUUGCUCAGCGUUUCUUGCAAAUAUCGAUGAAAGAAAAACAGUUACUGUGCAAAUUUUUGGUGGAUCUUAUUCUCUGCCACCCUGGUCUGUAAGCAUUUUGCCAGAUUGCAAACAUGUGGUUUUUAACACUGCAAAGGUAGCUACUCAAACUUCAAUCAAAACAGUUGAAUCUGCUUCUCCUAGCUUUUCAAACACAACUGGAACCGGAGAUAUAAUUCUUUAUGACAAAGAUACUUAUAUUUCGAAGACAUGGAUGACUUUUCAUGAGCCAAUUGGUGCAUGGGGCGAUAACAGCUUCAACUAUCAAGGCAUAUUAGAGCAUUUAAAUGUUACAAAGGACAUCUCCGAUUAUUUGUGGUACUCUACAAGAAUAAAUAUAACUGAUGAAGAUAUUACAUUUUGGGGGGAAAAGGGCAUUUAUCCGUUGCUUACGAUUGACAAAGCACGUGACGUGGUUCGAAUUUUUGUGAAUGGUCAUCUUUCAGCCAGUCAAGUUGGUAAAUGGGUUCCAGUGAAAGAGCCAAUUCAUCUGGUUCAGGGAUCCAAUGAUUUAGUUUUGUUGUCAGAGACCGUUGGCUUGCAGAAUUAUGGUGCUUUCCUUGAGAAAGAUGGGGCUGGGUUUAGAGGGCAAAUAAAAGUGAGUGGCUUGAAAAAUGGAGAUAUUGACCUUUCUGAUGCCCUGUGGACAUAUCAGGUAGGACUGAAGGGAGAGCUUGCAAAACUAUAUACUCCUGAGAAUCAAGAGAGUGCAGAUUGGAUUGGCGUGCAGCCAGAUUCAAUUCCAUCAUCCUUUACAUGGUACAAGACAACAUUUGAUGCCCCUGAGGGUGACGAUCCCAUUGCCCUCGACUUAGGGAGCAUGGGAAAAGGCGAAGCUUGGGUCAAUGGUCAUGGAAUUGGACGAUAUUGGACACUAGUAGCUCCAAAAAAUGGAUGUCGAGAUUAUUGUGACUAUCGUGGAGCAUACCAUGAAAACAAGUGCACAACCAACUGCGGCCUGCCCACUCAAAGUUGGUACCAUGUUCCAAGAGAAUGGUUACAGGCUUCAAACAAUCUACUAGUGAUAUUUGAGGAAACAGGUGGAAACCCCUGGAAGAUCUCUCUCAGAGUGCACUCCACCUUAACAAUCUGCGCAAGAGUGUGGGAAACCGACUAUCCACCUCUUUCAACCUGGUCACAUCCAGAUUUUGUGAACCGCAAGAAUUUGAUCGAUGAGGUCGCACCAGAGAUGCACUUACGCUGCGACGAAGGGCACGUCAUCUCCGCCAUCACAUUUGCGAGCUAUGGAACACCAAGUGGUAGCUGCCGGAAGUUUUCCCGAGGAAAAUGUCAUGCAGCAAGUUCCCUCUCUGUGGUGACAGAGGCAUGUCAGGGUAGAAAUAAUUGUACAAUCACUGUUUCAAAUAGGACUUUUGGUGAUCCAUGUCGACGCACUACCAAGGCUUUAGCAGUUGAAGCAACAUGCACAUCCAUCACUGCGUACCAAAACGUGUCAUAGAUCUCAAGAAUUAAACUACUCUUAUUGUUGAAGAUCUUCAUGUUCUGGUCAUUGUUAUAUCUAAAGUGUAAGCAUGAAAAUAUGUCUACUAGAAAUCAUGGAAAUAAAUAUUUUAUUGUAUA